AUGCUGGGAUCAGAGCGCGGCAGCGGAAAGUAUCUUACUGGUGACGACGCCCCGGGACGUGGAAGUGCGCACCGCCAGGCACCACUAUUCUCUGUCUCCUUUGCUGAAGCGGGAGAUUUGGAGGACGAACCUCCCUCCCCGUCACCACUACCGCCGGCGCCGUUCGGUACCCCCGUCUCUGCCCUUCUGAUGGGCCCCAGAGAGGUUCUGACGACGUUGUCGAUGCUGCUGCUCGUUGCCGCGGAUGUUGGACUCCCCCAUUUUCCGGUCGGCUUGGGUGAGCGCGGCAGCGGACCGUAUCUUACUGGUAACGACGCCCCGGGACGUGGAAGUGCGCACCGCCAGGCACCACCAUUUUCUGUCUCCUUUGCUGAAGCGGGAGAUUUGGAGGACGAACCUCCCUCCCCGUCACCACUACCGCCGGCGCCGUUCGGUACCCCCGUCUCUGCCCUUCUGAUGGGCCCCAGAGAGGUUCUGACGACAUUGUCGAUGCUGCUGCUCGUUGCCGCGGAUGUUGGACUCCCCCAUUUUUCCGGUCGGCUUGGGUGGUCGUUUCCUUCUAGCGUCGCUGGCGUGGUGGGGCUGUUUGCAGGUGUGGAGUUUUGGGAUGCUACAAGGGGGGGCGUAGAGAGACGAAAAUAG
Molecule: messenger RNA, 642 nt
Organism: Ectocarpus sp. CCAP 1310/34
Lineage: Eukaryota; Phaeophyceae; Ectocarpales; Ectocarpaceae
Source: the annotation of a GenBank genome assembly